Vespa crabro (European hornet) is the source of this 2009-nucleotide messenger RNA. RefSeq names its product proton-coupled amino acid transporter-like protein pathetic. Gene Ontology annotation, molecular function: amino acid transmembrane transporter activity. The record is from RefSeq and is a predicted model, not a curated record. Gene Ontology annotation, cellular component: vacuolar membrane. Gene Ontology annotation, biological process: amino acid transmembrane transport. NCBI's taxonomy places the organism in Eukaryota, Metazoa, Arthropoda, Insecta, Hymenoptera, Vespidae. The coding region runs from base 45 to 1253 and encodes 402 amino acids. The transcript has 6 exons.
UCUUGAAGACCUCGGUGUCUUUCUAUCAAAGAAUUCAAAACGAGAUGGCCGAGAAAAUGCAUCAAACGCAAGAGAACGUCGACAGGAUCGAUUUAUCAAUCGCGAAUAAUGAAGAAAGUUAUGAUCCAUUUUUAAAUCGACCAGACGGACCAAAAAUAUCGGACUUAGAUGCUUUCUUUCAUAUAAUGAAAAUAGCCGUGACCAGCGGUGUCCUCUUGCUGCCCAAUUCCUUUCGUAAAACCGGCUACGUGACAUCCAUCAUUUGCGGUCUCCUUACUGGUUUGAUUUAUAUGCACACUUCGAUCGUUCUGGUGCAAUGCGCUCAGGCACUUUGUCGUUAUCAUCGUCUGCCAAAGCUGGAUUUCGCUGAAACCGUCGAGGUCUCAUUUCUUACCGGUCCCAAGAGAACGCGUAGGUAUGGCAAAGCCUUUGGAAUCUUCACGAACGUUGUUACAUGCUUCAUACAUUAUAAAGAAGUCGUGGUAUACAUACUUUACGUAGCCAGUUCCUUUAAACAGGUGAUCGAAUAUAUUACAAAAACCAUAUUGGACAUUAGAAUCUAUGUGAUAAUAUUUUUUCCAAUUUAUUCCUGCCUGAUUCUCAUACCAAAUUUGAAUUAUCUGAUGCCAUUUUCAACGUUGGGUACGAUCAUUUUCAUUAUCGGCAUGGUGAUAUGCAUGAUUUAUUUCAUUGAAGAUUUUCCAAGCCCAAAACGUCUCGAUCCUUUCACGAACAUCCAAUCGAUUACAAUAUUUGUCAAUAUAUUUUUUUACACUUUACACAAUGUCACGAUAUUGUUACCGUUAGAGAAUACGAUGCAUAAACCAAAUAAUCUAACAAGAUUGAUAAUCAUUUCCACGAUAUUCAACACAUUGAUAUAUAUCGUCUUUGCUUUCUUGGGAUAUAACAAGUACAAGGAUACUUGCGACAUUGUGAUCAAGAAUUUGCCUCUCGACGAAGUAUUAUCCGAAUUCGUAAAGAUCGGUAUUGCAGUGAGCAUACUAUUUACAAUCCCUAUAAAUUAUAUCAUACCUGUUACCAUAAUCUGGCCGGUAAUAAUGAACGUUACCGGUGUUGAUGGUCGUUACGAAAUCAUCUUUCGUAUGGCUGGUAUCACGAUUACGAGUAAGUCAAAUAGUAUUUUUAAGAGGAACGAAAAGAACAAAAAGAGUUGUGGUAAACAUACGCAAAAUAAAAUAAUUAAGAAAAAAGAAAUAAACAGAAAAAAGAAGAAAAAGAAAAAAAAAACGUAAAUCAAUCGAUCUAAGAAAUAAAAGAAAUAAAAAAAGAAAAAGAGAGAGAGAGAGAGAGAGAGAGAGAGAGAGAGAGAGAGAGAGAGAGAAGGAAACAAAGAGAUGAAUGCAAUUAUCGAUUUUGCAGCAAUCAUAGCAAUCGUAAUUCCACAAAUACUUCCCCUUACUGGCCUUCUAUCUGCCCUGGGAAUGACGAGUACCAUUUUGCUUAUUCCCAUAUUGGUAGAGAUCAAUACCAAAUGGAAGGAAGCAACAUACAUUUUAUAUAUCAAGAACGGAUUUAUAUUCAUCCUAUUCCUUAUGAUUUUGGUAAUAUAAACACUCAAUUUGAUUCAUAUUGAUUGCAAAUAAGUCGAAAUAAUAACUAUCAAUGACAUAUUACAAUGUAUGCAAUUAUCUACAUAUGUACUUAAAUACGUAUAUAAAUAGAUACGUAUAUAUGUAUACAUUUGUAGCAAUUAAAUAUGUAUGUAUAUGGUGUCUUGGCCCUCUUCUAAUGGCCUUUCAUAGAACAGUGAACUAACAUCAAUGUCAAAGAAGCGUAAAGAGAGAAAAAAAGAAAAAAAAAAAAAGACAACGUCGAUCUUUUUUUUUCUCUUUUUCUUUUUCUCUUUUCCUCUUCCUUUAACAAAAGUUCAUUCCAUUCACGUGCUUUAGACCAUAUUUCAUUCUAUUUUUUUUUUUUUCCUUUUUUUUCUUUUCUACAUUUAAAGAUAUGUCGAAUGAAUAAGAUCAUUGAAAGAAUGAAAUACUUCA